GGAUUAGAACCCAGGAUCUUCGGACUCCCAGGCCCAUGCUUUAUCCAGAAUGUUUACCCUCGCGGAAGUCGCAUCGCUUAAUGACAUUCAGCCGACUUACCGGAUCCUGAAACCAUGGUGGGACGUAUUUAUGGAUUACCUGGCCGUCGUGAUGCUGAUGGUGGCCAUCUUCGCCGGAACCAUGCAACUCACCAAAGACCAAGUGGUCUGCUUGCCCGUGCUGCCGUCUCCCGUCCAUCAGAAAGCCCAGCCCGGGGCGGGAAACGCCGACGUCACCCCAGACGUGCCCAAACUGGUGACGGCGACGGACCCGGACGGGUGGGAGGCAGACACCCUUCCCUUCGGGGCGUCGGCCGUAACGUCCGGCGGGCCUCUCGGCCAGACCCCCUCCUCCGGCCCUCCCACCACCGCCUCCCAACUGGAGACGAGGAGAGGGCAGAAAGACGCUACCGGUCGCAAGACCAACUUGGAUUUCCAGCAGUACGUCUUCAUCAAUCAGAUGUGUUACCACGUGGCCCUUCCUUGGUAUUCGAAGUACUUUCCCUACCUCGCCCUCAUCCACACCAUCAUCCUGAUGGUCAGCAGCAACUUCUGGUUUAAGUAUCCCAAAACCUGCUCCAAAGUGGAACACUUCGUCUCGAUCCUGGGGAAGUGCUUCGAGUCGCCUUGGACCACCAAAGCGCUGUCCGAGACGGCCUGCGAGGACUCGGAGGAGAACAAGCAGAGGAUGACAGGCGCGCAGUCCCUCCCGAAGCACGUGUCGACCAGCAGCGACGAGGGGAGCCCGAGUUCCAGCACCCCGAUGAUCGGCAAAUCCGGCUUGAAGUUCUCCGCCGAGAGGCCGGUGGUCGAGGUGCCGAGCAUGACCAUUCUGGACAAGAAAGACGGGGAGCAGGCGAAAGCCCUGUUCGAGAAGGUGAGGAAGUUCCGGGCCCACGUAGAAGACAGCGACCUGAUCUACAAACUCUACGUGGUCCAGACCGUCAUCAAGACGGCCAAGUUCAUCUUCAUCCUCUGCUACACCGCCAACUUCGUCAACGCCAUCAGUUUCGAGCACAUCUGCCAACCCGAGGUGGAGCACCUCACCGGCUACAACAAGUUCGAGUGCACCCACAACAUGGCUUACAUGCUGAAAAAGCUGCUCAUCAGUUACAUCUCCAUCAUCUGCGUGUACGGCUUCAUCUGCCUCUACACGCUCUUCUGGUUGUUCCGCAUCCCCUUGAAGGAAUACUCGUUCGAAAAAGUGAGGGAGGAGAGCAGCUUCAGCGACAUUCCCGACGUCAAAAACGACUUCGCCUUCCUUCUGCACAUGGUGGACCAGUACGACCAGCUGUACUCCAAGCGUUUCGGGGUCUUCUUGUCGGAGGUCAGCGAGAACAAGCUGCGGGAGAUCAGCCUGAACCACGAGUGGACCUUCGAAAAGCUCCGCCAGCACGUGUCGCGCAACGCCCAGGAGAAGCAGGAGCUGCAUCUCUUCAUGCUGUCCGGGGUCCCCGAUGCCGUGUUCGACCUCACGGACCUGGACGUGCUGAAACUCGAACUGAUCCCGGAAGCCAAGAUUCCGGCUAAAAUCUCCCAGAUGACCAACCUCCAGGAGCUCCACCUCUGCCACUGCCCGGCCAAAGUGGAGCAGACGGCCUUCAGCUUCCUCCGGGAUCACUUGCGAUGCCUUCACGUGAAGUUCACGGACGUCGCGGAGAUCCCCGCCUGGGUCUACCUGCUCAAGAACCUUCGGGAGUUGUACCUGAUAGGCAACUUGAACUCCGAAAACAAUAAGAUGAUAGGGCUGGAGUCCCUCCGGGAGCUGAGGCACCUGAAGAUCCUCCACGUCAAGAGCAAUCUGACCAAAGUCCCGUCUAAUAUCACAGAUGUGGCUCCGCAUCUGACGAAAUUAGUCAUUCACAACGAUGGCACUAAGCUCGUGGUACUGAACAGCCUUAAGAAAAUGAUGAAUGUAGCAGAGCUAGAACUCCAGAACUGUGAACUGGAGAGAAUUCCGCACGCCAUUUUUAGCCUCUCUAAUUUGCAGGAGCUGGAUCUGAAAUCGAACAGCAUACGCACAAUCGAAGAGAUCAUCAGUUUCCAGCACUUGAAAAGACUGACUUGUCUAAAGUUGUGGCAUAAUAAAAUCGUCAACAUUCCUCCUUCCAUUACCCACGUAAAAAACUUGGAGUCACUUUAUUUCUCGAACAAUAAACUCGAAUCCUUACCCGUGGCAGUGUUUAGUUUACAGAAACUCAGAUACUUAGACGUGAGCUACAACAACAUUUCCAUGAUCCCCUUAGAAAUAGGAAUGCUUCAGAACCUGCAAUAUUUGCAUGUCACCGGGAACAAAGUGGACGUUUUGCCCAAACAGUUGUUCAGGUGCAUUAAAAUGAGGACUUUGUGUCUGGGGCAAAACUGCAUCACCUCGAUCCCGGACAAAAUCGGUCAGCUGGCGCAGCUCACUCAGUUGGAACUGAAGGGGAACUGCCUUGACCGCCUGCCUGCCCAGCUGGGCCUGUGCCGGUCCCUCAAGAAAAGCGGGCUUGUCGUGGAAGAUCACCUCUUUGACACGCUCCCUCCCGAAGUCAAAGAAUCUCUGAACCAAGACACAAACAUCCCCUUUGCUAACGGGAUUUAAACUGAGCUCACACCCACCCACCCCCACACCCGCACAGUACUUCCUAGGUUGCAAAUGCUGAAAGUACAGGUUAUUGCAAGACGGUGCGUUUUAGGAGUCGCUGAAACUUUAAAGUAAAGAGAGAUGGGAGGAGGGGAGAAGACGGAGUGAGGAGAAGGCGGAUAGGAGAUGUAACCGGACGUUCAAUGUUUGUAGUGUUUUUAAGGCAUCAUUUCCGAUUUUUUUUUCUUUUUUUUUUCUUUUGGUGUGAGGGAAGACAAGCUGUAAUCACUAAUCUCAAUGUCUUUUUAAAUUGUUAACUUGGAUGCUGCCGCUACUGAAUGUUUACAAAUGCUUGCCUGCUUAAGUAAAUGAUUAAAUUGGCAUUUUCUUACUAUA
This is a messenger RNA of Ornithorhynchus anatinus (platypus), 3001 nucleotides long. RefSeq names its product leucine rich repeat containing 8 VRAC subunit D (gene LRRC8D). The transcript has 2 exons. Gene Ontology annotation, molecular function: protein binding. Lineage: Eukaryota; Metazoa; Chordata; Mammalia; Monotremata; Ornithorhynchidae. The record is from RefSeq and is a predicted model, not a curated record. The coding region runs from base 50 to 2623 and encodes 857 amino acids.